Messenger RNA from Staurois parvus, 279 nucleotides. The record is from the annotation of a GenBank genome assembly. NCBI's taxonomy places the organism in Eukaryota, Metazoa, Chordata, Amphibia, Anura, Ranidae.
GAAAAUGGGCACAAAGACCAUGAGAAGGAAAAGAGGCACAAAAACACUGAGCAGGAAAAAAUGCACAAAGAUCAUGAGCAGGAAAAGACAAAUGACCAUGAACAAGAAAAGAUGCAAAGUGACCAUGAGCAGGUAAAGACGCACAAUGACCAUGAGCAGGAGAAGGCGCACAAUGACCAUGAGCAGGAGAAGGCGCACAAUGACCAUGAGCAGGAGAAGGCGCACAAUGACCAUGAGCAGGAGAAGGCGCACAAUGACCAUGAGAAGGAAGAAAAGGCA